Messenger RNA from Salvia hispanica, 980 nucleotides. RefSeq names its product glycosyltransferase BC10-like. Gene Ontology annotation, cellular component: membrane. NCBI's taxonomy places the organism in Eukaryota, Viridiplantae, Streptophyta, Magnoliopsida, Lamiales, Lamiaceae. Gene Ontology annotation, molecular function: glycosyltransferase activity. The record is from RefSeq and is a predicted model, not a curated record.
CUUUGACGCUACAUUACCACGCCACCAAUAUGAUCAUCAGGUAAUUAAUGAGGUCUCUUCCCAUAAUGACCCUUGUAUCUCAUGUUUGUUAGAAGGCUUGAACUUUGGAAUCUCCAAGGAUUGCACCCUCAAGCUUCUUCUCCCUCACCUCAACAACACUCCCUCCAAAUACACACAUUCCCAGCCCUCUAAACCACCACCACUUCACAAAAAUGAAGAAACAACAACAACAAGCACCCCAAAAUGAACAAGACCCAACCCAAUACACCAAACUCCACUCCCACAGCCUCCUCCACAACAUGGUCCUCUACUUCCUCUUCUUCGGGUCCGGCCUCGUCGUCGGCCUCACCCUCACCUUCUACCUCCCCCCAAGCCUCCAAUUCUCCCAAUUCUCCUCCACCAUCCAAGAAACCUCCUCCACCCCAACUCCCCCACCCCCGCCUCUGCACCGCCCUCCCCCGCGCAUGCAGCCGCGGGCGGGGCUGAGGGACUUCCUCAGAGUCGAAGACAACGCGACGCACGACAUGACGGACACGGAGCUCCUGUGGCGGGCGUCGAUGAAGCCGAAGAUCGAGGAGUUUCCGUUCAGGCGGACGGCGAAGGUGGCGUUCAUGUUCCUGGCGAAGGGGGACCUGCCGCUGGCGCCGCUGUGGGAGCUCUUCUUUAGAGGGCAUCAAGGCUUGUAUUCCAUCUACGUCCAUUCUCAGCCUUCUUACAAAGGGAAUUUUCCAAAGGGUUCGGUUUUUCAUGGCAGAAGAAUUGCUAGCAAGGAGGUAGAAUGGGGCAAGAUCAGCAUGGUCGCAGCCGAACUUCCAGUUCCAGUCAGACGCUCAUUUACAGAUACACAAAUGGCUUCUUCUUCAUGUGUCAAUAUAUCAAAUUGGAUUACUGUGAGGCCGAGCCGUGUGGGUUUUGAUCAAACCAACACGUUCAAGAAUUGGAAGGAGCAAAGUUGUGUGUUCUGGAGAGCGAAGACAUGA